Molecule: messenger RNA, 659 nt
Organism: Tinamus guttatus (white-throated tinamou)
Lineage: Eukaryota; Metazoa; Chordata; Aves; Tinamiformes; Tinamidae
Gene: ICOS
Product: inducible T cell costimulator
Biological process (GO): cell-cell adhesion; T cell tolerance induction; T cell costimulation
Source: RefSeq, a predicted model, not a curated record
UGUGUCUAUGUCAGGCAAGCAUGAAGUCGGUGGCUCUCACUUUCUGGCUCCUCUGCUUUCAGUUUGAAGCCCUGUGCGGAGCUGACACCUGCUCAUCACGAUUAUGCAAAAACAUAGAUCGGCCUCAUGUCUCUGACCCCCAGCUGGUGGUGGAUUUUAGUAGUGGAGACUUCAAGCUCACAUUCCACAACCCCAAAAACGUGAGCGAGUUCAGCAUGAUCCUUUUCAAAGGGCACGAGAAGCAGCAGAUCUGCGCGCUCCACGUGAGCAAAGGGAACGCCAUUCCCGAGAGCAACGUCACCUACUGCCACGCAGAGCAUUCAAACAGCAGCACCACCUUCGUUCUCAAAAGCCUGGAGAGAAAGCAUGAGGGCAUUUACACCUGCUGCCUGGAGAUGUUUUUACCCCCUCCUUACAUAGAGUGCAGGCUGAACGAAACCUAUCUAUACAUCCCAGAAAAGGAAAAGUGCAUCUCUACAGGACUUGUGUCAGGGAUAGUUAUUGGACUGACAGCAUUUGCCAUGAUCUCCUGUGUCUGCUGUGUAGUAGUGUGCUGCUUAAGGAACAAGAAUCAACAGUGCGACUCCAACUCCCAUGAGUACAACAGCGAGUACAUGCCCAUGGCAGCAGUGAAUGCAGCUAAGAAACCAAGAAUCUGA